AUGGAUGUAACUCAGUCCAAUGCAACGGAGGACGAUGCCAACAUCACCAUCACCCCGAGACCAUGGCUACAUACCGAAACCGCCGCUGCGUUCAUCAUCCUCGUGGUUUGCAUUAUUAUUCUGGUCACUAUCGUCGGAAACGUGCUGGUCAUCGUGGCGGUUCUGACCAGCCGCGCGCUCCGACCGCCACAGAACCUGUUCCUGGUGUCGCUUGCGUGCGCGGACAUCCUCGUGGCCACGCUGGUGAUCCCGUUCUCCCUCGCCAACGAGAUCAUGGGGUACUGGUACUUCGGCAGCACCUGGUGCGCGUUCUACCUGGCUCUGGAUGUCCUGUUCUGCACGUCAUCCAUCGUGCACCUGUGCGCAAUCAGUUUGGAUCGCUACUGGUCCGUCACCAAGGCGGUGAGCUACAACUUGAAGAGAACUCCAAAGCGCAUCAAGUCUAUGAUCGGGGUGGUGUGGGUCAUAUCUGCCGUUAUCUCAUUCCCACCUCUGAUAAUGACCAAGCACGACGAGAAUGAGUGCUUAAUAAGCGACGAGACCUGGUACAUCCUCUCCUCGUGCGUGGUGUCGUUUUUCGCCCCCGGUUUCAUCAUGAUCACGGUGUACUGCAAAAUCUACCGCGUCGCCAAACAGCGCUCGUCCACCGUCUUCGUAGCCAAGAACGGCUUAGAAAGACAGCCCUCGCAGUCCGAGACGUGCUUCGUAAGGAAAGAUAAGUUCGAGAAGGAGUCUCCAAGCAGUCACAGCUCGGAGAGCAACCAGGGACAGGAGGAACUAGACGAUAUCGACCUGGAAGAGAGCGCAACACCGGACAGCAAAACCAAAACCUCGCGCUUCUCCAAGCGCAGGAGGGUGGACGGCCCUCAGAGGACAUGCCGGAUCUCGUGGGCUUCCCAUCAGGAGCAGAACAACAGACAGCUCACGGUGGUCUCCAAAACCAAAGUGGCUCAGAUGCGAGAGAAACGCUUCACCUUCGUUCUGGCGGUGGUGAUGGGGGUGUUUGUGCUCUGUUGGUUCCCUUUCUUCUUCUCCUACAGUCUCCAAGCCAUCUGCGGAGAGAGCUGUGAGACACCCGAAGGUCUCUUCAAGCUCUUCUUUUGGAUCGGUUACUGCAACAGCUCCGUGAAUCCCAUCAUUUACACGAUUUUCAACAGAGACUUCAGAAAAGCUUUUAAGAAAAUCGUUUGCUUGACUGCGAAACGCACAUGAGAAACUCGUUUGUAGCAAAUCUACAAUGUUUCCAAAAGUACUUGGACUCCUGAGACACAAUUAAAAAGGUAUUAAUUGCAUGAGA
This is a messenger RNA of Xyrauchen texanus (razorback sucker), 1297 nucleotides long. RefSeq names its product alpha-2 adrenergic receptor-like. Gene Ontology annotation, molecular function: adrenergic receptor activity. Gene Ontology annotation, cellular component: membrane. Lineage: Eukaryota; Metazoa; Chordata; Actinopteri; Cypriniformes; Catostomidae. The record is from RefSeq and is a predicted model, not a curated record. Gene Ontology annotation, biological process: adenylate cyclase-activating adrenergic receptor signaling pathway. The coding region runs from base 1 to 1212 and encodes 403 amino acids. The transcript has a single exon.